AUGUCCAAGCGUCAACACUCGCACCUCGACGGCGACCUCACCGGGAAAAGGCCGCGGCGUGCGCCGAAGAAGCACCUCUACCUAGUGCUGGAUGAUUGGGACACGGGCUUCAGCAUCUACAAGGUUGAUGCCGACACUUUGCAAGAUACUACCUGCACCAGCGACGUGCAGUUUGGGUUCCCUGACCCUCCCGCCCUCCGGUUUCCCGUGCCAGUACGCCAUCUUGGCAUGAGCUUCACGGCCUUUGGUCACAGCAUCUUCAUCGCCACCAACCCACACUGUCCACAGACUCCCAUCCUCGUAUAUGACACCGAGAUAGCGGGAAUCACCAUCGGGCCAAGCCUACCACGUUCACUGCUUGGUGGCAUUGACAUCUCUGUGGCCACCGGUGAUAAGUUGUAUGCAUUGACAUCUCGCCAUGACGGCGAGUAG
Molecule: messenger RNA, 432 nt
Organism: Triticum aestivum (bread wheat)
Lineage: Eukaryota; Viridiplantae; Streptophyta; Magnoliopsida; Poales; Poaceae
Exons: 1
Coding region: 1-432 (143 amino acids)
Source: RefSeq, a predicted model, not a curated record